Messenger RNA from Ostreococcus tauri, 1527 nucleotides. NCBI's taxonomy places the organism in Eukaryota, Viridiplantae, Chlorophyta, Mamiellophyceae, Mamiellales, Bathycoccaceae. The record is from the annotation of a RefSeq genome assembly.
AUGAGUCUUUCAGCAACGGAAUUAUCAAAUUUACUUGAGCAACGUAUUUCAAAUUACUACUCAGAUUUAAACAUCGAUGAAAUUGGAAGAGUUCUUUCAGUUGGGGAUGGUAUUGCCCGUGUAUAUGGUUUAAACAAAAUUCAAUCGGGGGAAAUGGUUGAGUUUGAUAGUGGGAUUAAAGGGAUGGCCCUGAAUCUAGAAAACGACAAUGUUGGAAUCGUUUGUUUUGGAAGCGAUACAAAUAUUCGCGAAGGAGACAUUGUAAAAAGAACAGGUUCCAUCGUAGACGUGCCUGUUGGAAAAGGGAUGCUCGGGCGUGUUGUUGAUGGUCUUGGAAACCCAAUUGAUGGUAAAGGACCAAUUCCAAAUGUAACACCACGUCGUGUUGAAUUAAAAGCGCCUGGAAUUAUUGCAAGAAAAUCUGUGCACGAACCAAUGCAAACUGGAUUAAAAGCAGUCGAUAGCUUAGUGCCUAUUGGUCGCGGCCAACGUGAACUUAUUAUUGAAGAUCGUCAAACUGGGAAAACGGCAAUUGCUAUUGACACAAUUAUUAAUCAAAGAACAAUUAAUGAUUCAAAUGAUGAGUCAAAAAAAUUGUAUUGUGUUUAUGUCGCGGUUGGUCAGAAAAGAUCAACAGUUGCACAAUUAGUGAAGACCCUUCAAGAUAAGAAUGCUCUAGAGUAUUCAAUUAUUGUUGCAGCAACGGCUUCGGAUCCAGCACCUUUACAAUUUCUUGCACCGUAUUCAGGAUGUGCUAUGGCUGAAUAUUUCCGUGACAACGGCAUGCAUGCUUUAAUCAUUUAUGAUGAUUUAAGUAAACAGUCAGUCGCGUACCGCCAAAUGUCUCUUCUUUUACGAAGACCACCCGGUCGUGAAGCUUUUCCUGGGGAUGUUUUUUAUUUACACUCGCGUCUUCUCGAAAGAUCCGCAAAAAUGUCUGAUGAAGUUGGUGGUGGGUCAAUGACAGCGUUACCAGUUGUUGAAACACAAGGUGGAGAUGUAUCUGCUUAUAUUCCGACAAACGUUAUUUCAAUUACUGACGGGCAAAUUUUCUUAGAGACAGAACUUUUCUUCAAAGGGAUUCGUCCAGCAAUUAACGUUGGUUUAUCUGUAAGUCGAGUUGGUUCUGCUGCGCAGUUAAAAGCCAUGAAACAAGUUUCAGGUUCAUUAAAGCUCGAAUUAGCCCAAUAUCGUGAAGUUGCAGCGUUUGCUCAAUUUGGAUCAGAUCUUGAUGCAGCAACUCAAUAUUUAUUAAAUCGUGGGUCAAGAUUAACAGAAGUUUUGAAACAAGGACAAUUCGUUCCGAUGCCUGUCGAGCAGCAAGUUGUUGUUAUCUAUGCAGCAACAAAAGGAUAUUUAGACUCAUUAAAAAUGACUGAUAUCUCAAGCUAUGAAGACGGUUUAUUAAAAUCUGUUGAUGGGUCACUCCUCCAAACAAUUAAGUCUGAGGGUGUGCUUUCUGAAAAUACUUUAGCAAAAUUAAAAGAGUUCUGUGAUACAUAUACACAGCAAUUUAAAGCUGCGUAA